Messenger RNA from Tachysurus vachellii, 1814 nucleotides. RefSeq names its product carnosine dipeptidase 1 (gene cndp1). The transcript has 12 exons. Gene Ontology annotation, cellular component: cytosol. The record is from RefSeq and is a predicted model, not a curated record. Gene Ontology annotation, molecular function: dipeptidase activity. Lineage: Eukaryota; Metazoa; Chordata; Actinopteri; Siluriformes; Bagridae. Gene Ontology annotation, biological process: proteolysis. Bases 190 to 1668 code for a protein of 492 amino acids.
GUCGAGUGCAUUCUUCUCCUCCAUGUGGAGACUCAGUGUGUGUCUUGUUCUGAUUUUGUCCUUGUCAGCGAGUGGAUGUGUUUUUUGUCCUGAGCGCAUGCUGUGGAGGACAGUAUUUAACACUGAGUUGUUCAGGGCUCAAGUGUAUGUGUUUAUUAGAGCUCCGAGCUGCCACUGCUGAACUGCACGAUGAAGUGUGUGUGUGUUGUGGUGUUGGUGAUGUUGGGAGCAAAAGUUUUCGCGUUCAGGUUUAAGGAUCUGACAGACUAUGUAGAUAAACAUCAGGACGAGUACGUACAGACUCUGAGAGACUGGGUGUCUAUAGAGAGUGAAUCCAGUGAUGUCUCUAAGAGGGCGGAGCUACAGCGUAUGAUGGGUGUGGUGGAGGAGAAGCUGCGCAGUAUGAAGGGGAAAGUGGACAUGAUGGACGUCGGCACUCAGAUGCUGGAGGACGGCAGCUUCGUUCCAUUACCUAAAGUGGUGACGGCGGUGUUUGGUGCCGAUGAGAACAAACACACGGUGUGUGUGUAUGGACACGUGGAUGUGCAGCCGGCCAAGAAAGAGGACGGCUGGGCCACUGACCCCUACAACCUCACAGAGAUUAACGGAAACCUGUACGGAAGAGGAGCGUCAGAUAAUAAAGCUCCAGUUCUGGCCUGGAUUCAUGCAGUGGAGGCGUAUAAAGCUCUGAACAUGGAGCUGCCAGUGAAUGUGAAGUUCCUGAUAGAGGGGAUGGAGGAGACGGGUUCAGAUGGUCUGGAUGUUCUGGUGGAGGCUCAGAGAGAUGAGUUUUUCUCUGAUGUGGAUUGGAUCGUUAUCUCUGACUGCAGCUGGCAGAGUUCUCGCCCUGCUCUCACCUACGGCACCAGAGGAAACUGUUACUUCUUUGCUCAGGUGGAGGGGCCGAAGCAGGAUUUACACUCCGGAGUGGACGGAGGAGCCGUGAUUGAGCCCAUGACCGACCUGAUCGCAAUUCUAAACACGCUGAUCAGUGCGAGCGGUCAGAUCCUGAUUCCCGGGGUCACAGACGCAGUCGCAAACUUCACUGAACAGGAGAAGAAGAGUUACGAGGAGGUGGAUUUUGAUCUGGAGACUUACAAGAGCACGAUCGGUGUUGAUGCACUGAUGUAUGACAAUAAGGUUGACCUUCUGGCUCAUCUGUGGCGUUUCCCCACCGUCUCCAUCCAUGGCAUCGAGGGUGCGUUCUCCGGCCCCGGAACGAAAACCGUCAUCCCCGCUAAAGUCACGGCCAAAUUCUCCAUCCGGCAGGUUCCCAACAUGGAGCUUGCAUUGGUGGAGAAACAGGUAACAGAUCACCUGCACACCGUGUUCAGUCAAAGGAAGAGUCCAAAUAAGCUCAAGGUGAAGAUGAUUAUCGGAGCGAAGCCGUGGUUAGCAGACCCCAAGCACGCGCUGUACGAGGCCGGGAAGAGAGCAGUGAAGAGAGUGUUUAGAGUUGAGCCGGAGCUGAUCCGAGAGGGGGGGACGAUUCCCAUCGCUCGCACCUUCCAGGACGUCACAAAGAAAGACAUCAUCAUGCUGCCCAUCGGAGGCUUUGAUGACGGCCUUCACUCUCAGAACGAGAAAAUCAGCAGGUAUAACUACAUCGAGGGAACAAAGUUGUUCAUGGCUUACCUGCACGAGGUUUCACAAAUACAGAAGAAUUGAACUCGUCUACACGUUGGCCUGUGAUGACAUCCUUAAAUAAUCACACACUUUUAUGGAUGUUCUGACUUCCCGUUUGUUCAUUAAUUUUCUCCUUUCUCUCUCUCUCUCUCUCUCUCUCUCUCUCUCUCUCUCAUAUAUAUAUAUAU